AAUGAUAUAUUAUUGCUGCACCACUUAAUAAUUAUCUACCAUCCAUAAUUUCCGUAAACCUGUUUAUUUUGCGAAAUUGACCUAUAAAUAGUGAGUAAAAGGUAAAGUCACUGAUGUGUAGAAUUACUCAGAAAAGGUAAAACAGAGACACCUGUUGACCGAGGAAACCCGCUCAAGCAAGAAGAGAAAGUUCGCUUUCUAACACAAGUUCAAAAUAUUUCAGUUCGAGAUAGAAUACAUUUCAAAGCAUAUUAACCUGCACGAACAAUUGAAAAAAUAGAAGAAGAGAACAUCCAAAAUAAAUUCAGAGAUGAAAGUUUAGAUUUGUUGCACAAGAUGAGUAACCAAAGUUAUUAAAUGGUGAUCUGUAAUGAUAAUAUAGAUCGAAUUGUUAUGUUUUCUGGGGCCAAGAUGCGUCUAUUCAAAUGGAAAGGGAAAAAAGCAACACAUUGGAAUGCAGAGGUCACGCAACCUUCAAUAGAAAGGAGCAAAAUUGUUGCGGAAACUAAGCAAUCCAUGGAAUAUCUCGAAAACUUACACGAUGAGUACAAGAAAAUUUUAAACCAACUCUUAGAACAAUUGCCAACUUUAAGUGAGAAUGGUGAUGAUAAAAAUUCAUUAAUUCAACAAAAAGUUGAUGUUUUAAAGAAGAAUUUAGUUGCAAUUGAGCGAGGACUAGCUGAUUCACAGAUAUUCUUAAUGCUGAAUAACAUUGUAGAAAAUAUAGAAACUGAAGUAAAUGAAGCAGAAUUAGAAAUCAAAUCUAUGAAGGAUAAUAUUAAAUCUCUAAAAUCAGAAAAUAAUUCUUUACGUCAGGAUUUAUCACUUGCUCAGCGAAAACUUGUAGAAAGCGAAGAACAAUCCAUUACUUUAGAAGUGGAAAUAGAACAAUUGAACUUUAUGAACUCUUUGUUAACAGAAGAGCCAAUCAUAGAUGACACAUCAGACGGAGCUGAAUCUUUAGAUUUAAGUUUUAUUGAUGAAAAAGAAAUGGAAGAAACUAGUUGUUCUUUUCCAAAUUUGCCUUGUUUGUCAGAAAUAGAUCUCUCCAGCAAUCCAAGACUAAAAAUAUUUUUUAAUCUUGUAAUGGGUUACAUUACGAAAGGCUCAUACGAAAUUGCAGCUCCGUUGUGCAAAACAACACUUCAAGAUUUGCAAGAAAAAUGCGGUCCAGCGCAUCCAGAUGUUAUUUCAAUGAUGGACAUUAUUACUUUAGUUUACAGAGGAAUGUCAAGGUACAAAGAUGCAGCAAAAAUGCAACGUGACGUUUUGGAUAUUAAAACUAAGCAUUUUGAAGACAAUAAAUUAAGCAUUGCUUCAACAUUGAAUAACUUAAGUGCUCUUUAUGGGAAAAUUGGAAAAACAGAAGAUGCUAAAAAGUUUUGCAAAACUGCUGUGAAAUAUCGCAAAAUUGUUUUAGGCAAAAAUCAUCCAGAUGUUGGAAAGCAGUUAUGUAACUUGGCAGCUAUUUGUCGACACAGAAAUGAACAAGACGAUGCAAUAAAUUGUUACAAGGAGGCUUUAAAUAUCUUUUCUAAUACUAUUGGUCCUGAAAAUAGUCAUGCAAUUAAAGCCAGAGAUAACCUAGCAUCUUUAUGCGUAGAAACAAAAAGAUAUAAAGAAGCAGAAAAUAUAUACAAAGAAAUACUGAAAUAUGAUCCAAAAGAAGUUGUAAAAUCAGAGGAAGAAGUUCAAAACAAAUCUCUACCAACGUAAGACAUAAAAAGGAACAAAGCAACAGGUCAUGUGUAAAGGAGCCAAAGAACAAGUUCCAAUUUAGUCAAUUAUUCAUGAAUUUUUAAAUUAUAUUUUGUGAUUAGAAUUCAUUAUUCCUCAUUGUAAUAAUUUACUUCUUAUAUUAUUUUCAUAAAAUGUCUCAUCUCCAAAAAUAUUAAAAAGCCAAAAUUUUUACUUGUUUUGUCUAAACUUUCAAUUUAUUCUUAUAAUUUAUAUUGAAAAAAAAAUUAAUUAGAACAUACACCUUACUAAAAUAUACACACCGACAA
This is a messenger RNA of Parasteatoda tepidariorum (common house spider), 2006 nucleotides long. RefSeq names its product kinesin light chain. The record is from RefSeq and is a predicted model, not a curated record. Gene Ontology annotation, molecular function: kinesin binding. Gene Ontology annotation, biological process: microtubule-based movement. Gene Ontology annotation, cellular component: kinesin complex; cytoplasm. Lineage: Eukaryota; Metazoa; Arthropoda; Arachnida; Araneae; Theridiidae.